Xenopus laevis (African clawed frog) is the source of this 1537-nucleotide messenger RNA. RefSeq names its product protein FAM135A-like. The record is from RefSeq and is a predicted model, not a curated record. Lineage: Eukaryota; Metazoa; Chordata; Amphibia; Anura; Pipidae. The transcript is spliced from 5 exons. Bases 103 to 834 code for a protein of 243 amino acids.
AUGACGGAACACAUCUAGUAGUCUGUGUACAUGGCAGAGCUGGUAAGUAAAAACUAUUUUAAGAUUGGAUUCUGACACCAACACUUGCGGGUGUUUUGUCCUAUGCUAUACCAUUGCCUUGCCCUGUUAAAAAACAGCUUUAUUUCUUCUCUAGGUUCCGAAUAUGAUCUUGUAUUAGUAAGACCUUACAUCGAGUGUGGCGUGACACAUGGAAAGACCGACUUCCUAAUGUCUAUGUACAACAAGGGCUCCACCUCUGAAGAUAUUGAUUAUUUGGCCAGCGGUCUCCUAAUUGAAAUAUUAGAGCACAUAGGAAGCAAAAAGCUCAUUAUUGCCAGAAUCAGCUUUAUUGGCUUCUCUCUGGGCGCUCUGGUAAUACGCGCAGCUCUGUGGAGACCUGAAUUUGAAGCCUUCCUUGGAAACCUGCACACUUUCCUCUCCUUUGGUGGACCACAUAUGGGUCUUAUGUGCCACAGCAGAAAUCUGUUUAAAACUGGCCUGUGGCUUGAGCAGCUGUUCGAUAAAUCUGUCUCCGUAUCCCAGAUGGCAUUCACAGAUCACAAAGACCCAAGACAAACGUUCCUGUACAAACUUAGCCAGAAAACAGGCUUGGAACACUUCAAGAAUGUGAUUCUAGUGAGCGCGUUACAAGAUCACAUUGUUCCCUAUCACUCCACUCGUAUUGAAAUGUGCAAAGCUGCUCUGAAGGGAGAUGAGAUAGGUAAGGGUCUCACUUUUAAACAUAUGUCUACUGAAUGGAGUACAUGCACCAUUGAAGCACGAGCCAAUUCUCCACCAGCCAAGACUCCCACAAUGCCUUGCACACUGCUGUGAUUCUUUACAGGUUUGUUUAUCACAGAACAUACAUCAGACUAAGGAAAGUAGGCCUCUUGGCUGGAGGAGAGUUGACCCCUGCUAAAUAGUUCUAGCUGUACAUUUUAUUUAAAACAUUUCCAGCACAUAAAGAAGGUGCACAAGUCUUUGCAGGAUAAGUUUGUUGCUGUAAUGGAAAGGCUACCGUAUAUUUAUUAAUAAUGUUUUCCAUUUCCUUUUCAGGAACUGUUUAUACAGAGAUGCUCCGAAACACCCUUGAGCCUAUUCUAAACAACAAGAACUGUAACUUUGUGAGAUACGACGUUAGUUUUGAUGUGCCCAAAUCAUUCAAUUCUUUCAUUGGACGUACGGGCCACUGCGCAUUCGUUUCAUCUUGGCAAUUUUUGGAGAACUUCUUUCACAAUGCUGGCCUGAAAUAUUUUGAAUAGAAGAAAUGUGAUGCCCGACAUGUUUAAUGCUAUUGAAGUGCCAGAGACAUGGAGUUGCAGAACCUUUACUACCUUGUUGCACAAUGAACUAACAACACUGACUUCUCUUCUACACUAUACGAGCUGACGCCAAAGGCAAAAGAAGAAGAAGAUUCCAGAAACAUCUUUAACUUACAGCGCUGCAUAUAUCCAUGUAUAUUUCCUUAUACUGUAUAUACCUUUGUAUGUAGCACUUUGUAUAUAAACAUUUGUAAAAUUUAUAUAUUCUUUGUUAC